CCGCCUCCGCGCGGGCGAGCAGUCGGUCCGGGACUGAAUGGGCGCGAGCGCGGCGCCGGGGGCAGGCGGGCGCGCGGGGCCGGGGGCUGGCUGCGGGCCGGCGCCCCCUCCCUAGCAUGCGCACGAAGGCGGCCCGCGGCGCGAAGCGGCGGCCACUGCAGGCGCGAGCCGAGGCGGCGGCGGCGGAGGCGGAGGCGGAGGCGGCGGCGGCACCUGCCGGCCGAGCAAUGCCAAGCGAGUAUCACUGUGUGAAACCGAGAAGCGAUUGCUCAAGACCCUCCCUGCAAUGGUACACCCGAGCUCAGAACAAGAUGCGAAGACCCAACUUGUUGUUAAAAGACAUUUUCAAGUGUAUACUUCUCGUGUUCGGAGUGUGGAUCCUUUAUAUCCUCAAGUUAAAUUAUACUACUGAAGAAUGUGAUAUUAAAAAAGUGCAUUAUGUGGAUCCUGACCGCGUCAAGAGAGCUCAGAAAUACGCGCAGCAAGUCUUGCAGCAGGAGUGCCGGCCCCGGUUUGCCAGGACGUCCAUGGCGCGGCUGUUUGAGCACCGGUACAGCGUGGACUUGCCGCCCUUCGUGAAGAAGGGCCCGCGGGCGAACGAGGCCGAGUACAAGUACGACCCCCCUUUCGGGUUCCGGCAGUUCUCCGGGAAAGUGCAGAGCCUCCUGGAACUCUUGCCUGAGCACGAUCUUCCUGAACACUUGAAAGCAAAGAGUUGUCGGCGUUGCGUGGUCAUCGGAAGUGGCGGGAUACUCCACGGACUAGAGCUGGGCCCGGCCCUGAACCAGUUUGACGUGGUGAUAAGGUUAAACAGUGCACCUGUUGAGGGAUAUUCAGAGCAUGUUGGAAAUAAAACUACUAUAAGGAUGACUUAUCCAGAGGGUGCCCCACUGUCUGACUUCGAAUAUUAUUCCACUGACUUGUUUGUGGCUGUUUUAUUUAAGAGUGUUGACUUCAACUGGCUUCAGGCAAUGGUAAAGAACGAAACCCUGCCAUUUUGGGUACGACUCUUCUUUUGGAAGCAGGUGGCAGAAAAAAUCCCAUUACAGCCAAAACAUUUCAGGAUUUUGAAUCCAGUUAUUAUCAAAGAGACUGCCUUUGACAUCCUUCAGUAUUCAGAGCCGCAGUCCAGGUUCUGGGGCCGAGAUAAGAACGUCCCCACGAUCGGCGUCAUUGCCGUUGUCUUAGCCACACACCUGUGUGAUGAAGUCAGCUUGGCCGGCUUUGGCUAUGACCUCAGCCAGCCCAGAACGCCUUUGCAUUACUUCGACAAUCUCUGCAUGGCCGCCAUGAACUUCCAGACCAUGCACAACGUGACGACGGAGACCAGGCUGCUGCUGAAGCUGGUCAAGGAGGGCGUGGUCAAGGACCUCAGCGGGGGCAUCCACUGCGAGUUUUGAACACAGACAACCUCACCGGAAAUGCGCCUCGGACGCGGAGGGCCGCUUUUCUUGGCCCUCUUGGGGCAUUUCUCCUACAAAUACUUGGAGAUGCAGCUGGUGUUCUUAACUUUUAAUUUAAAAGACGAAAACCAGUUUCGCUCUUCCCACUCCUCUCCUUCCCCCUCCAUCCCCGCCCCCCCGUAUUUAUUUGAGGUUGGUGUUUUUGCACAAAAUUUUGUAAGUUAAUUUUGGGAAUUGAAUUGGAAAGACUUUUUGAAGAGAACUGGGUGUCAUGAUGUUUUACUAUAGUUUAAGAACGUUAUUUAAUUUGUAAGAACGCCGCCCAAGUGUAGUGCACACGGGAUACCAGGCAGUCCGUGGAAGGAGAGGGGAGUCAGCCUUUGAGGAGAGCCCUGCACACCUGGUUCUGGUUCUUGUUACCCCGACACCUGGGACGAGGUCAGAGGCCCUGUCAGGAGGACGUGCUCAGGAGCUAACCCUCUGGCCUGGGCGGCCAUGCUGCGGUGUGAGGCCUGGGCGGGUGGAGACGUUGACAGCCCCUCCGCUGGUCCGCCUCCCGCCAGGCGACCUGCGGGGAUCAGCAGGGGGGCAGUCUGCAGGUCCCGGUCAGGGAGAGUCACAGGACAUUUCCCGUGUCCUCGCGGCACUGCGCAUCGCCCUGGGCUGCAGAGGCCCCCGUCUUCCCUGCAAUUAGGACAACUUUGAAUUUCUUGAGAGUUUUUAACGGCCCUUCCAGAGCACGUCCAUGUCCACCCAAGGUGUUACGCUGUCCUUCCCAGGAGGCUUCCAAGAGUCAGGACAAAACCUCUGUUUCCCAGAGUCGUAAGAGAACAAGCCCUUUCCAAGAAUAACACGUUUUCUGAAACACUAAAAUGACAUUCUCCCAGUAUUAUAAAUUGCCUAUUUAAAAAAAAUUUUUUUUGAAUGCCUGCCCGGCAGUAUGUACCAGGCAGUGUGCUGGUCAGAAGGAAAAAGAAUAAAAGUUUUCGAGUUCUCACA
Messenger RNA from Myotis daubentonii (Daubenton's bat), 2402 nucleotides. It is a transcript of the gene ST3GAL5, whose product is annotated as ST3 beta-galactoside alpha-2,3-sialyltransferase 5. The record is from RefSeq and is a predicted model, not a curated record. NCBI's taxonomy places the organism in Eukaryota, Metazoa, Chordata, Mammalia, Chiroptera, Vespertilionidae. Gene Ontology annotation, molecular function: lactosylceramide alpha-2,3-sialyltransferase activity.